UUGGAACAGUUUAGAACCUCUUGUACAUAGUGAUUAGUUUUUGUUCCAUUUUGUCGUAGUCGAGAUUUUCCACUUCGUAUCGUUCGUCUUCUUGGUCUAGUCUGUUAAACAGUCUUUCUAGCUUUUUGUUUGUUUUUUUAUUUAGUUCUUUUUUCCAAGCUGAAGUAGCCUGGAUCUCUGCUUUUUCUAUGAGACUCUUAGCAAGCUUUUCUUCCUCGAUUCUCUCUUUUGUGGAGGUAAUCUGGUCAUCAAAAUAUUUUGUGAAGGCUUCCAUCAUUAUCUGUUUUUCAUCAGCAAGCAUUUUGUUGUAAGAUUUUAGUUGCUUUUUCUCUUCAAGAAUUUUCUCCUUUUCAAGUUUGCUAGCCAGUGUCUCCAGCUUCCUGUUAAUCUUGGCUUGCAUAGCAUCACGCUUGAGCAAGCGAGAUUUUUGUUUGUUAUAAAGAGAUUCUUGGAAUUGAGCCUCUUUUAUCCUUUUCAACACCUUCUCAUGCCUUUUAGAUGUCUUAGAUUUAGUGGAUUUUUGUAGCUUAGCUUUUAGUUGAGUAUUUGCAUACUCCUGAUAGAGUACUCCAAAAGACUUCAGACCUGUGUCUUUAUCUCAGUAUUGCAUUAGAGGAGUCACAAAUUUUGACAAGUUGUUAGUCUUACUGAUAAUUCCUUUGCCUAAACUAUCAGAAAAGCCCUUACCAUCCAAGCCUCUCUGUGAAAGAGCAGAUUCGAGACUUUGCCUGAGGAUCUCUUGGAAAUAUUCUCCUCUAUUAGAUGCUCGUUGGGCUUUUCUGAGUUCAGUCUGAAACUUCUUAUCAUAAACAUCAAGUUCAUACUUCCUCAUGGAUUUGAACCUUUUUAUUACUUUUGAGACGGAUUUUGAUAAGGGCUUGGUUGACUGAAGUUCCUUUUGAAGCAGCUCGUUUUGAUGACUCAUUCUCAUCAUCUGAUCAAUUGCAGCUAGAUUUUGAGGAUCAUUUGGAUCAAACUGUUGUUCAGACAUUUCAGAAGGCUCCUGCUGUGCUUGGAGCUGCUGAAGUUGGUAGAGUUGCUCUGGGCUCAAAUUUUGUAGAACCUCAGGAUUUAGAUUUCCUUCACCAUCAUAAUACUCAAGAGGUUGGUCAGUUUUACUAUCUUCUUCCUCCUCUUCUUCCAUUCUGAACUUGGCAGGAGCUUUAACAUUGAUUUGUGGUGGGACCUCUUGUUCUGAAGCUAUUUCAUUUUCUUGUUCAGAAUCUUGUAUAUCAUUACUCAUCUCGUUUGACUGAAGUUCUUGGUUUGGAGUCUCUUCAUUUUCGACUUCUUUUAUUUCUUCAACUCCAUCAGGAAGUUCAAUGUUUGGAUUUGAAGGCACCAGCUUUUGCUGCUGUUCUUGUAAUUGCUGUUCUUGGAGCAUCUGGAGAUGCUGUUGAUACAUCAAAAGCUGCUCUUGGUCAAAAUUUCUCUUUGCCUUUUUAGACCGUCUUCUGCUUCAAGACUUUCUUUUCAUCGUUGACUUCUUUCUUCUUGGCUUCUUUGAAAAAUAUGAAAAAGGCCGAGAAACUUGAUUAGUUUGGUUUUGAUUUGCAGCAUUUUGCUCUAGCAAAUUUCUAAGAAACUGUAGUUGCUCUAGUUCCUCAUUAGUCAGCUCCUCUCCUGCAUUCUGUCUUUCUGUAAGUUGUUGGUAGAGAAGGAUAGCUUGCUCAGGAGUGAUUUCUAUAUUUCCUGGGCUAUGAGUAUUCUGUCCUUCAUAAUUUAGAUUUUCCAUCUUUUGUUGCUCCAUUGCUAAGGCAUGUAAGAUCUGUUGUUGUCUCAUUUGUUCUCGGUACACAUCUUGAGGGAUGUUCUUCCUUGAUUUCUUCUUUUUCUUUUUAGGUUUGACUGUGUUGGAUGUCCAUGGUCUAGGAUAUCUAUCUCUCAUCAUUCCAAAUGAAUAUUUAGCCGUUGAAGGUCUCUUCUUUUUCUUCUUUUUGGAAGGUUUUGUCCUUCUAGAGAUUCUUUGAGAUAUUUUUUGUUGCUCCUCCUGCAUUUUCUGGAGAAUUUCUAGCUUGGUCCUCUCAUCUAUCUCUGAUUCAUCUGUUCUUUCAGCAGGGUUACUUUCUUCCUGAUCAUCACUUCCGUCACUCAUAUUUUUCUGUUGGAAAAUUUCAGCUUCUUCAUCAGGCUGGUAAUUCUUAAUCUCUUCAACUUUAUAUUGAUUGUCUUGAAUUUCUUCUUCUUGAGAAUCAUCCUUUUGCUCUUCCUUGUGGUAAAAAUCAAGUUGGUGUUGGUCCAUUUUUACUUCAUCUACAUCAAUUUUCUCCUGUUGGUUGGCUAUUUCUUGUAUAUCUUCCUCAUCAUCCUUGAAAGGGAGGGGCUCUUUAGGGAAGUUCAUCUCUCCUUUGACUAUCAUCCUUUCAUCUUGCUCAGAUUCCUCUUCUGCAUCAAUAUAGCCUUUAUCCAUCAGAUAGAGCAUCUGUUCUUCUAAGAAUUUUCUUUGGUCUUCGGGGAAGUUAUUGGGGUCUGCCUCAUAUUGCUCAUAAAGCUCUUGAACUAGGAGAGCCCGGUCCUCGUCAGUAAGAUUUCUAAGGUCAAUCUCACCAUCAUUUCCUAAGUUAUUACCAUCAUUACCGUCAAAGCUUCCUCCAGCAGACUUUUUCUUUUUCCUACUGCUUCUAGGGACAUCCAUAUCAUCUGGCAGGAGAGGAUCAUUGAAUAGAUCUAUCUUUGGUUUGGGAGAUUCAGGCUUCAUCAAAACAUCUUUUUGAGGUGAAGAAUCCAUUUUAGGAGUGUUCUUUCUAAUCUGUUCAGGAGAUUCAUCUUCAAUUACUGGAUCUUGUAAUUUAGGAGACCCAAUCUUAAGUUCUUCAUCUGAAUUCACUCCAAAAUUCAUAUUGUCGUCUUGAGGCUGUUGGUUGAUCUCUCCACUUCCACCGAUAACAGGCCUAUCUAUUCCCAUAGAGUUUGGGUGUUCUUUAUCAGAGAUUUGUUGGCUUUUUGGAGACCCAUCCUUUGAUUCUUCAUAUUCUUUAAGAAGAGCGACUACCUGGAGUAAAAUUUGGAGAAACUCUGAAAGAUGAGUAAGAUCACCUUCCAUUAUAGAAGUAGCACUUAUAUAACUAAGAUCUUUCUCAAGGAUGUAUUCUCCGAGAAGAUUGAUCAAUGUAAACAAGUUCUGGGCUACCUCUUCAGCACUUUCCCCUGGCUGGAGUUCGUUGAUAGGGAGUUGAGGAAACAAAGCCUUGAAUAACUGUAGAUAAAGUUCAUCAGUACAGAAAGAUUCUAUUUCUGUGAUCUCUUCUUCAGCUCCAAUGGUUUUUAAAAUUUCAUUUCCUAAUUCAAGAACUAAUUCAUCAGUCAGUUCGAUUUCUUCUUGAUCAGACAUUCUUUUAAAUUUAAAUUAAA
Molecule: messenger RNA, 3351 nt
Organism: Moneuplotes crassus
Lineage: Eukaryota; Ciliophora; Spirotrichea; Euplotida; Euplotidae
Source: the annotation of a GenBank genome assembly